GCACGACGUCAUCAACGGCGCGACAACACCUGCUCGCUGCUACUGUCCGCCGACAACCGAAAGGUGAAAACGCCGCUAAAAAGCCGCCAGCAGGAGCGCCGUCGACAUGCUGGCCCUCGGGGCGGCCCGCGUCCUGCGCCGUCCGUUCGCCGCCUCGCUCGGGAGGCCUCCCUUUGCUUCCGCCGUCUGCCACCGCUCGUCUUCUGGGGGCGGCGAUCCCGGAUGGUACCAGCAGGCGGCGCACUCGGCUCCCGUGCGCCUGGCCGAAGACUUCCUGGUGGAGAUCCAGCAGAGCGGCGCGGUCCCCUGGUGGCUGGCCAUCGGCGCGGCCACCCUGGGUGUCAGGACGCUCGUCACGCUGCCUCUCGCCGUGUACCAGACGCGUAUCCUCGCCAAGAUAGAGGGGCUUCGACCGGAGAUCACGGCGCUGGCCGAGCGGUUGAAGUACGAAGUGUCAAUGAGGGCCGCCCAGCGAGGCUGGACGGACAAGCAGUGUCGGUUUCACUUCCGCAAGAAUCUCCGGCGUUUGAUGUCAGAGCUGUACGUGAGGGACAACUGUCAUCCCUUCAAGGCCUCGGUGCUGGUCUGGGUGCAGCUGCCGCUUUGGAUUAGCCUUUCGCUCGCACUCAGAAACCUCAGCGUGCAACCCUCGGAGCACCAACCCUCCUUGGCUACAGGGGGUGCUCUGUGGUUCCCUGACCUGACGUUGCCCGACGCCACUUGGCUCCUCCCAAUCUCUCUGGGUCUAACCAACCUGCUCAUUGUGGAGUUAUUCGCCCGGCAGAUGACCACUGUGAGUUCAGUCCAAAAAUGGGUGAGCAACGUCAUGAGAGGUAUAUCUAUACUGAUGAUUCCCAUCGCCGCCAACGUCCCUUCGGUGAGUUCCUUGCCGUUCGUGAGAAACUACCCCGUAAAAAAAACAACAAAAUACAAAGUGCUACCGGUUUCUUCGUGUCCAGUCUAUGGUGCUUUACUGGUUGAUCUCUAGCUUGGUGGGCUUGAGUCACAAUCUCCUGCUUCGCGCUCCCGCCGUCCGCAAGGUCCUCAGAUUCCCCAAACACCACCCCGACUCCCCGCCGGAUCAGGCCGGAAGAAAGCACGGCGAGUAAGCGGUGCAGAUCCCGACAGGUAGCAAUUGGCAAAAUGACGCCUCGUGAACCAGUGAGACAUUGGGUCAGCCAAAGUUCAUAUUAGCUAUCUACUGACACCCGCUGUACAGGUGAAAGUAUAGCAGAUGAAAUCUUGAAAUGCUUUUAAAAAUGGCCCAAAUCCAUCUUGUUACUCAACACACUGUAGUACUGGACAUACCUAUAUGCCAGCAGGCACAUCAUGUAAAAUUAAAGAUGGUUGUUUUGUGUCAUGGAUUUUAAUUUGGAAAUACAUUUUGCUUUUGGCGGGAGGGGUGUAGGGUGUUAAAAUCUUCAUUCUUUUUCAUCCCAAAAGGAAAAAAACAUUUGACAAAUGACAAACAAUGUAAAAACUACCGUAUUGGCCCGAAUAUAAGACUGUUUUUUGCAUUGAAAUAAGACUGAUAAAGUGGGGGUCGUCUCAUAUUCUACACAGAAAUGGUUCACCAGACGCAAAAAUCAAGCUCCUCCCAUGGCCAUCUCAGUUCCCAGACCUUUUUUUGUUGGCAAAAGGGGGUUGUACAAAGUAUUAACACCAGGGGUGCUAAUAAUUGUGACACACAUUAUUUGAUGUCAAAUAUUUUUUUCUUUAUGUGGAAUUUUUUCCCCACUGAAUAAAUGCACUUGUAUUGAAGGUUGGAUUUUUCUCUUUUUUUCCAUGAAGGUCCCAUAUUAUUUGAAUAAAAGAAAAAAAAUUAGAAGCUAAAAAACACAUCUUAAUCAGGGGUGCCAAUAAUUAUGGAGGUCACUGUAUAUCAGUAUCAGGAUCUGCCUUUGAAAAUUCCAUAUUAGUCGACCUCUAGUAUUUAGCUACCUGUUGCCGCCUCCCACAUGAUUAUGGACCAUUGGGCAGCGCACACUCGGCAACAGCAUAUUUGUGAGUUCCUUUUGAAGAAAAAAAAAAAAAACAUUUUAAGGGCAAUUAGGUGAAGGUGGAUGGUUUUCCACAGCAUACCAACACUGCGGCACAGUGGUUGAAAAACACUGCCAUAAAAUGGUACAGUACAGGUACAAGUACAGUUGAUCUUAAUGAACUCAAAUGCUGCCGCUAAAGAGACUUCGCUCUCACUUCAAAUGUAGUUGACGUCUAUCGCAGUCAAUAAGUUAAUACGAUGUCAGAGGGGAAAAAAAGCACUUUUGCAUGAGGUGAAAGGCACUGCUUUCUUGUUUUGACUCUCGUGCACUUGAUUCCUCUUAUGUGUCCAUUUUCACAUCGAGUCCAAGUUUACCUCUUCUCCAUACAAUUUGACAUUUGCUCCGCCCCCUCUACAAUGCAGCGGCUCAUCCUCCAAAGCGGGCUUCACUUUCUCUUUCCGACGAGCGUCCAUCCGUCUUGGUCCUCCUGAGGAGCACCUCUAAUCUGUUGAUCGCUAGCGCUGUCUGUCGCGUUUUCAAAUUCCAUCGCCUACGCACG
Molecule: messenger RNA, 2541 nt
Organism: Corythoichthys intestinalis (scribbled pipefish)
Lineage: Eukaryota; Metazoa; Chordata; Actinopteri; Syngnathiformes; Syngnathidae
Product: cytochrome c oxidase assembly protein COX18, mitochondrial
Exons: 6
Coding region: 107-988 (293 amino acids)
Biological process (GO): protein insertion into mitochondrial inner membrane from matrix; mitochondrial respiratory chain complex IV assembly
Cellular component (GO): mitochondrial inner membrane
Molecular function (GO): membrane insertase activity
Source: RefSeq, a predicted model, not a curated record